AUGAUGAAGAACAUGCUCGAUCUGUGCAUCGGUGUACUGGCCUUCUUCCUAUUCGGGUACUACAUCGCCUAUCACGACACGCACAGCCUGAGCGGUCUGGCAGAUGCUGGAACCGAUCUCGCUCACUUUUUCUGCACGUUCUCCUAUGCUACUACUGCCGCGACCAUCAACAGUGGCGCACUGGCAGGGCGAGUUGCGUUCUUCCCCUACUUGGUCUUGUCAACCGUUAUGACGGGACUGCUUUAUCCGAUUUGUGCCUACCUCGCCUGGGGCAAUGGCUGGCUGCAAGAGCUCGGAUUCGUGGACUUCGCGGGCUCAGUGGUGGUGCACCAGGUAGGCGCCGUCUCGGCACUCGUUUCCACCUGCUUCCUGGGACCUCGCAUUGGCCGAUUCCCCACGUACCGCACAUGGAAACGGCCAUGGAGUUUCUUCUUCCUAGAGAAGCGCCGCGAUGAGUACUACAGGGAGCCGGAGGAGCCAGUUGAGAAGAAGGUCUUCAUUCCUUUCCGGAAAUGCCGACAUCCAGUCCAGCUGCUUUUCGGCACGUUCCUCCUGUUGGUCGGAUUUCUAGCCUUCAAUCCAGCCUCCACGUUCAAGACGACGCUUGGGCAGGACCUCGUCGUGGCCCAUGCGUCUGCGACCACGCUGCUCGCUGCCGCGGGGGGCGGCGUCGGAGGCAUGGUCUUCUCUAUGCUGUACACUCGCUCGACCGUUGUUCGUGUGCCGGAGCUCACGAAUGCCGUCAUCGCAGGCCUGGUCGCCAGCUGCGCGCCGGCCGCCGUCAUGCCGCUCAGUGUGUCGCCGGUGGUAGGAUUUAUCGCAGCUAUUCUGUCACUCGUGUUUGAGGAAGUUUUGGCCCAUUUUCAGAUCGACGAUGCCGUCGGGGCUGUUGCGGCUCAUGGACCAAGUGGAGCUUGGGGAGCCAUAGCUGUUGCAUUGUUUGCCCAGAAAAACUGCGUGAACCCGGACGUCGCCGGGAUUUUUUUCGGCGGCGGGGAGGCCGGGUGGACUUUGUUGGGAAAUCAGUUUAUCGGCAUGUUUCUUCUUUCAGGGAUCUCCGUGGGCAUUACCUACAUCUCCGUGCUGCUUAUAGAAUUGAUCUCCGGCUUUCGGUGCACCCGAGCCUGUGAGCUGAUCGGACUGGACCUCUGGGAGCACCAGUUCGACGAUGGCAGCGUUCAAACAAACAAGCACAAGGCGCAGCUUCUCGAUCGCGCGACCUCCAGUGCAAACCUUGACGAGAAGAAAGGCAUCUGGGGAAGCUUUAUUGAGGCCAUGGAGGGCCGCCAAGCGCGUCGGGCAAGCCUGACGCCAGACGCGAGCCCAGUCAAAGUCUUGGAGACCAGCGGUCCACCGGAUGUCGCGGAGAAGUCGCUGCAGGCUGACGUCAGCGAUCUCAAGAAGACGGUCGAAAAGCUGCAGGCACAGAUUGCGCUCCUGACUCUCGCCAAGGUGCGGGAGCAAGAGGAAGCCGCCAAGGGCAGGCAAGACAUUUUUGGGGAGCGACAGACCAGUGAUCAGGCGUCGAUGGAGGAGCUCAGAACACGCAUGUGA
Symbiodinium sp. CCMP2592 is the source of this 1554-nucleotide messenger RNA. The record is from the annotation of a GenBank genome assembly. Lineage: Eukaryota; Dinophyceae; Suessiales; Symbiodiniaceae.